Molecule: messenger RNA, 1128 nt
Organism: Balearica regulorum gibbericeps (East African grey crowned-crane)
Lineage: Eukaryota; Metazoa; Chordata; Aves; Gruiformes; Gruidae
Source: RefSeq, a predicted model, not a curated record
UUAAGCAAGAGAUUGCUACAAGAGCUUGAAGAAAUCCGCAAAUGUGGAAUGAAAAACUUCCGUAAUAUCCAGGUUGAUGAAGCUAAUUUAUUGACUUGGCAAGGGCUUAUUGUUCCUGACAAUCCUCCGUAUGAUAAAGGAGCCUUCAGAAUCGAAAUCAACUUCCCAGCAGAAUAUCCAUUCAAACCUCCUAAGAUUACAUUUAAAACAAAGAUCUAUCACCCUAACAUCGAUGAAAAGGGGCAGGUUUGUCUGCCAGUAAUUAGUGCUGAAAACUGGAAGCCAGCAACCAAAACUGACCAAGUAAUCCAGUCCCUCAUAGCACUGGUGAAUGAUCCACAGCCUGAGCAUCCCCUUCGGGCUGACCUAGCUGAAGAAUACUCUAAGGACCGUAAAAAAUUCUGUAAGAACGCUGAAGAGUUUACAAAGAAAUAUGGUGAAAAGCGACCAGUGGACUAAAAUCUGACACAAUUGAUGUCAGCAACGUAUGAUAGAAGAUCGGAGCAGUGCAUUUCAGACACCCCGUAAAGCAGGACUCUAUGGAAAAAUGACAAGUGCCACCUUUCGGUGUUAACUUGUGGCUGUUACUAACUUUCUACAGUUUUCUUAAUCAAAAGUGGGCUAGGUAACCUGUAAAGAAAGGAUUAAAAUUUAAGAUGUUCUAGUUCUGCUUUCUUUGUUUAAAAAUCACUGCUUCAAUAUACUUUAAAGUAUGCUGUUUUCUUUUUCUUGUCAGAAUUUAUCAAAAAUAUCUUAGACUUAUAUUCUGCCCUUAAAUUGAAAAGGUUGUGGCUGUCAUUUCUUAUUUUUCCUUGCGGUUCCCACUAUCUUGAGUUCAUUUAAUUAUUCAUUGAAUUUUAUCCCUCCCCCUCCCCAAACUGAUGUCUUAGAAAAAAAAAUCCCAGUUCUGGCAGAAAAUGAUUGAGUGUUUGGCAGUUUUGUUUACUUUUCUUUUUAAAUGUUGCACUGUGCUUUGUGGGACUUGUUGCAAGUUCCCCUUAAUUUCAGUUUGUAACAUAAUAAACAAAAAGCAAACAAACCCCACAAAAACAAUCAGAAAGAAUGUCCAGGUCUUAUGUAAAUCUGGCUGAUGUUACCACAAAAUGUUUAUUAAACGGGGAAACCCAA